AUGUCCCAGUACAGUUCUCGAUGACGUUUGUGCAAAGCUGCAGAUUGCAAAGGAUCGCGUGUUUGUUCGAUUAUCAAAUGGGCCGCGACCCUAUCUGUUCGUGUCAUGAAACAUUCUGAUGAGUCGAAAGCAGACUUACGAUUUGUCAUUCCACCUGGAGACAUUCCAGUGCAGCUGGUCUACUACAAUCAACACAUUACAACAGAGGAUCUUGUUGACCGGCUUCGCCAAUGGGCCAUGGCUCCCCCAAGACAUAACACAAUUCUGUAUUGCAUUUUAUCAUGCGACAAUCGACUACACUGUACAGGACGGAUUUAUUCGGAUCCUUGUGUGUACAGAUGCUGUUCGAAUGGGAUGUGACAUGCGGAAUAUUGAACGGGUCAUUUUAUGGGGCAUGCCACCUUCAUUUUGCGCACUUGUACAACGUGCUGGGAGGGCCGCUCGUGACGUGACGAAACUUGGCGAGGCUAUUUUGAUCAUACCAGUGCAGUGUGCGGAAACAGGGUGUUACCAGGCUAAGCUUACUGAAGUCUAACAGUGGCAACUUGCCCCACUCGGAUUUGCAUAAAAAAUGUGAUUGUUGUUCCUUUGUUCCACCCAGAUCAAACUUCCAGCGAGGGUGAAUCAGUGUCGGAAAUUUUAUUGCGUAUCCAUUGAAACCUUUGUUUUCGUAUGCAUGGUACCCCGUCUCCUUCACGAUGAUCA
Messenger RNA from Suillus discolor, 705 nucleotides. RefSeq names its product P-loop containing nucleoside triphosphate hydrolase protein. The transcript has 2 exons. The coding region runs from base 119 to 535 and encodes 138 amino acids. The record is from RefSeq and is a predicted model, not a curated record. Lineage: Eukaryota; Fungi; Basidiomycota; Agaricomycetes; Boletales; Suillaceae.